Molecule: messenger RNA, 237 nt
Organism: Lasiodiplodia theobromae
Lineage: Eukaryota; Fungi; Ascomycota; Dothideomycetes; Botryosphaeriales; Botryosphaeriaceae
Exons: 3
Coding region: 1-237 (78 amino acids)
Source: RefSeq, a predicted model, not a curated record
AUGCGUCUCUUGUCUAUUUCGCUUCUCUUUUCCCUUGUGGGCAUCGCCUCGAUUGUCAAGUCUGAAGAGCACUUUGGCGAGUGCAGCCAGGACGAUAGCCACGGGGCUUGCAGGUAUGAGCCAGAUGAUGGAAUCGAGCUGGAAGAGCCUUGUGACCCGAAUUCCCCGUGCACAGUCGCGGAUGCUAUAUGCUACUACGACGACGGGGAUCCAGAUAACCUUGCCGAGUGCUCUUGA